AAGAAACAUGUACAUCACCUAUCUAGGUCCUCGGGACUUGUUCAUUUGUGAUCCUAGACUAGAUGUUGUAAACUUAUAAAUUCAUUAUAUAUUUAUAGACUUGUUCAAAAAAUAUAAAUUUAAUUCUGUUAGACUUAUAGGCAUGUACUUUAAAUUGGAAUAAAAAAAUUAUCAUGUAUUUCCUAUUUUUUAACUCUAAUUUUAUACGUUGCUCUUUACGGAACGUUGGUAUUUUUGGAGGAGGCAUUUUUUUUUUGCCAAUAAAGCAAAAGACCCCCACCGGCCAAUAAAUGCAGCUCCUCCUUUCCCUCCUUGACGGCUCCCGUUUAAAUGCGUAAUUAUAGUCCAGACAUAAUUCUUCGAGUGUUGGGAAUUUUUGAAUGCGUAAUUAACAGCUACACGCUUUUUUUUUUUUCUCUCAAUACAGAUGGGUGGGGCGAAUAAAUGUCCGUGCUCUUUGGACGGCACGACGCGUCCAGGGCCCAACUCCAUCGCACGCCCGCCGACUUCGAGCCUAUCUCGUCCACACCCGCCCCGCACCACUCCCUAUAAGAGAAGUCGGAAACGAGCCCAGCCCACGCUCCACGCGCACCUGCGGCUCGGCUGGCAACCAAUCCAAACAACCAGCCCGCCCGCCCUCGCCGCUCGCUGCUCGCCGGCGCUUAGAGCCAAGUAGCCAACACAACACACAUGGCAGCCACCGGCCACGCCGUGGUCGACAUCGACUUCCCCGACGAGGCGGCCGACGCCGCAAAGCCGCCGGUCGCGCCAGUCCCCUACGUGCUCCACUUCGCCGACCUGUCCUACAGCGUGAGGACCCGCAGCAAGGGCGGCGGCGGCGGCCUGCUGCCGUCGUCGUCGUCGGGGCACCGCCGCCUUGUGGCCUCCGCGGCCACGCCCCCGCCCCCUGCGCCGACGUCGUCCGGAUCGUCGUCCAGGCGCACCAAGACGCUGCUCGACGGCGUCUCCGGCGCGGCGCGCGCGGGCGAGCUGCUCGCCGUCAUGGGCGCCAGCGGGUCGGGCAAGUCCACGCUCCUGGACGCGCUGGCCGGGCGGAUCGCGCGGGACAGCCUCCGCGGCGCCGUCACGCUGAACGGCGAGCCGCUCCAGGGCCGGCGGCUCCGCGCCAUCUCCGCGCACGUCAUGCAGGACGACCUCCUGUACGCGAUGCUCACCGUGCGCGAGACGCUGCGGUUCGCCGCCGAGUUCCGCCUCCCGCGCGCGCUGUCUGCCGAGCGGAAGCGCGCGCGCGUCGACGCGCUCGUCGACCAGCUGGGCCUGUCACGCGCCGCCGACACCAUCAUCGGCGACGAGGGACACCGCGGGGUGUCCGGUGGGGAGCGACGGCGCGUGUCGAUUGGGACCGACAUCAUCCACGACCCUAUCCUGCUCUUCCUCGACGAGCCCACCUCCGGGCUCGACUCCGCCAGCGCGUUCAUGGUGGUCCAGGUGCUCCGCCGCGUCGCGCAGAGCGGCAGCGUCGUCGUCAUGACCAUCCACCAGCCCAGCACCCGCAUCCUCGGCAUCCUCGACAGCCUCCUCCUGCUCUCGCGCGGACGCACCGUGUACGCCGGCACUCCCGCCGGGCUCAAGCCCUUCUUCGCCGAGUUCGGCGCGCCCGUCCCGGACAACGAGAACCCGGCCGAGUUCGCGCUCGACACCAUCCGCGAGUACGAGCACCAGCCCGACGGCGCCGCGCCGAUCGCCGACUUCAACGUCAAGUGGCAGCACAGCAGCAGCGCAUCGUUCGCCGCCGUGGACAACAACAACAACAACAAGCUGAUGCCGCUGGAGCUGGCGAUCGCCGAGAGCGUGUCUCGAGGGAAGCUGGUGGCCGGGAGCGGUGGGACGGGCGGCGGGAGCGCGGUGACGGUGCCGACGUUCGCCAACCCGCCAUGGACGGAGGUGUGGGUGCUGAUCAAGCGUUCCUUCACCAACACGGGGCGGAUGCCGGAGCUCUUCGUGAUGCGGCUCGGCACCAUCAUGGUCACCGGCUUCAUCCUGGCCACCAUCUUCUGGCGGCUGGACGACACACCCAAGGGCGUGCAGGAGCGGCUAGGGUUCUUCGCCAUGGCCAUGUCCACCAUGUUCUACGUGUGCGCCGACGCGCUGCCGGUGUUCGUGCAGGAGCGUCACAUCUACCUGCGCGAGACGGCGCACAACGCGUACCGCCGGAUCUCGUACGUGCUGGCAAACGCCGUGGUCGCGUUCCCGCCGCUGGUGUUGCUGUCGCUGGCGUUCGCGGUCACCACGUUCUGGGCGGUGGGGCUGGCCGGCGGCGCGUCGUCGUUCCUCUUCUUCGUGCUCAUCGUGCUGGCAUCCUUGUGGGCGGGCAGCGGCUUCGUCACGUUCCUCUCGGCGGUGGUGCCGCACGUCAUGCUGGGCUACACGGUGGUCGUCGCCAUCCUCGCCUACUUCCUCCUCUUCUCCGGCUUCUUCAUCACCAGGGAUCGCAUCCCGGACUACUGGAUUUGGUUCCACUACCUGUCGCUGGUGAAGUACCCAUACCAGGCCGUUCUUCAGAACGAGUUCGGCGCGGCGUCGCGCUGCUUCUCGCGCGGCGUGGAGAUGUUCGACGGCACGCCGAUCGGGCGCAUGCCGGAGGCCAUGAAGAUGAAGGUGCUCGAGGCCAUUAGCGCCACCCUGGGCACCAACGUCACGGCGGAUACAUGCGUGGUCACCGGCGCAGACGUGCUGGCGCAGCAGGCUGUCAUGGACAUCAGCAAGUGGAAGUGCCUGCUGGUGACUGUGGCAUGGGGGUUCUUUUUCAGGGUUCUCUUUUAUGUGGUCUUGCUAGUAGGGAGCAAGAACAAGAGAAAAUAAGGUAGCACCCACAACAGAAACAUGUAAAGUUAUAGCUCGAUUUGUGUAACUUGUUAGAACGUUUCCAAUGGUUUUUAAAUAGCUGGUCUAAAAAUAAUUCUAUUGGCUAUUUUCUGUGUUCUCAGUUUUAAAUCAAAUGGCGGGACAUUAUUCUUUUUAAA
This is a messenger RNA of Sorghum bicolor (sorghum), 2984 nucleotides long. RefSeq names its product ABC transporter G family member 16. Gene Ontology annotation, molecular function: ATP binding; ABC-type transporter activity; ATP hydrolysis activity. The coding region runs from base 691 to 2823 and encodes 710 amino acids. The record is from RefSeq and is a predicted model, not a curated record. Gene Ontology annotation, cellular component: membrane. NCBI's taxonomy places the organism in Eukaryota, Viridiplantae, Streptophyta, Magnoliopsida, Poales, Poaceae. The transcript has a single exon.